AUGGCAAAAGAGCACAUCGACGAGCCAACAAACCUUUCCUUGAGUGGUGCUAUUUAUGUGCCAAAUGGUUUAAGACUGAGGAAGCUUGGAGGAGCAUUGUCGCUUCCAUCUAGACCAACUUCAACCGCGUUGCGGUCUGUUAAGGUUUCGCUAUACACUGGUAGCUCCUGGGUUUUGCCCUUUUGCCUAGGCGACAAGAGCCAGGAACCCGAGCAACGAUUCCAACAAUGGAGAGAGAAAGCUACCCUGAUAAACCAUAUCGAUAACAAACAUUUGGCGGAGAUCGACAAGAAAGGCCCUAUUCAGUGCCCUCAUCCUUGUUGUGAGAAUAGAGUCUACAGCACCACCAUGGACCUUCGACGCCACUUUUAUAAUGUUCAUUCUAUUGAGGAGCCACGUCGCAACUGUGUAUCAAGGAAAAGAAAAUGGGUCCAUGAGGACGAUACUAUGGAGUAUCCAGCGCCGAAAAAGGAACGGUCGAACCAGGAGCUUCUGUACCCUGCUACUGUGCAAGAUGUCUCACAGGCAGAGCCUAUGGUUGAUAAAAAAGAUAGUAUUUGA
Messenger RNA from Aspergillus tanneri, 561 nucleotides. RefSeq lists its product as uncharacterized. The record is from RefSeq and is a predicted model, not a curated record. Lineage: Eukaryota; Fungi; Ascomycota; Eurotiomycetes; Eurotiales; Aspergillaceae. The coding region runs from base 1 to 561 and encodes 186 amino acids. The transcript has a single exon.